Molecule: messenger RNA, 893 nt
Organism: Phacochoerus africanus (Common warthog)
Lineage: Eukaryota; Metazoa; Chordata; Mammalia; Artiodactyla; Suidae
Product: IQ domain-containing protein F5-like
Exons: 2
Coding region: 1-573 (190 amino acids)
Molecular function (GO): calmodulin binding
Source: RefSeq, a predicted model, not a curated record
AUGACGUGCUGGAGGGAGCCAGCAGGUGGUGCAUUGGAGCUGGAGUCAAGCAUGAAAAGAGGGCAAAGCCUGAGCCUUCUUCAGCCUGCGGGCGAGGUCUGCAGGGAGGGCUGUGCAUCCCAGCCCCCACCCCCAGUGAAAAAGCCACCCCCUGACAAUCACUUGAAAGCAGUAAAGAUCCAGGCCUGGUGGCGGGGCACCUUGGUUCGUAGGACGCUGCUGCAUGCUGCACUAAGAGCGAGUAUCAUUCAGUACUGGUGGAAGCAGAAGCUGGCAGAGCUGCUGGAGAAGAGACGGCGGGCUGCACUGGAGUAUUAUGCCCGGCAAAACUGGGCAGCAGUCAGACUCCAGUCUUGGGUCCGCAUGUGGCGUGUCCACCUUCGUUACUGCCGUUUGCUUAAUGCUGCCCGCAUCAUCCAGGUCUACUGGCGCUGGCAUAAUUGCCAUACCCGUGGCUUUUUCAGGGGCAGCUAUGAAAUCACAGCAAGCCAGCUAAGACUUGAGCUUGAGAUCUUUCUGGGGUCACAGGUCUGUCGGAUUACAGACUGCAUCCCCUUCCCAAUAAAGAAUUGACCAGGUCGACUCCAACACUGAGUCAUGACAGGCACUCCAACACUCUGUCAGACAAGCUCCACGAGGUCCUUGUCUCGGCAAAAGGUCAAGGUAUAUGGUGGCAGAUAUUGGGCUUCUCACAGGUCAGCUCUGUGGGAGCGGCAGGAGUUGUCUGCAGUCCCAUGUGGAGGAGGAUUUUAGGAGCCAGGUGCUAGAUCAGCAGAGUCUGUGCUUGAUUAGUAAUGUCUGCCGUGGGGAGGCGAGAUGGCAUUGCAGGGCCACCGAGUCAGCCAGCACCAGGGAAACUGCUUUAUAGCGAGGUCUGUGUUUAUGGUGCCCCC